Molecule: messenger RNA, 2699 nt
Organism: Kogia breviceps (pygmy sperm whale)
Lineage: Eukaryota; Metazoa; Chordata; Mammalia; Artiodactyla; Physeteridae
Gene: GAREM2
Product: GRB2 associated regulator of MAPK1 subtype 2
Source: RefSeq, a predicted model, not a curated record
AUGGAGAAGUUGGCGGCCGGGCUGGCGGGCCUGCGCUGGAGCAUGGGCGCCUUCCCGCUCGACCUCAUCGUCAGCCGCUGCCGCUUGCCCACGCUUGCCUGCCUCGGGCCAGGGGAGUAUGCCGAGGGCGUCAGUGAGCGAGACAUCCUGCUCAUUCACUCCUGCCGCCAGUGGACAACGGUGACAGCCCACACCCUGGAGGAGGGUCACUAUGUCAUCGGGCCCAAGAUUGACAUCCCCCUGCAGUACCCAGGGAAGUUCAAGCUCCUGGAGCAGGCCCGGGAUGUUCGGGAGCCCGUGAGGUACUUCAGCAGCGUGGAGGAGGUGGCCAGCGUCUUCCCUGAUCGCAUCUUUGUGAUGGAAGCCAUCACCUUCAGUGUCAAGGUGGUGUCAGGCGAGUUCAGCGAGGACAGUGAGGUGUACAACUUCACGCUGCACGCCGGCGACGAGCUCACUCUCAUGGGCCAGGCGGAGAUCCUGUGCGCCAAGACCACCAAGGAGCGCUCACGCUUCACCACUCUGCUGCGCAAGCUGGGCCGGGCCGGGGCACUGGCUGGGGUGGGCGGCGGCGGCGGCGGCCCGGGGGGCCCGGGGGCCGCGGGUGGCAGCGGGGGUGCCAGGCCCAUCAAAGGCAAGAUGCCCUGCCUCAUCUGCAUGAACCACCGCACCAAUGAGAGCCUGAGCCUGCCCUUCCAGUGCCAGGGCCGCUUCAGCACGCGCAGCCCUCUGGAGCUGCAGAUGCAGGAGGGCGAGCACACGGUGCGCGCCAUCAUUGAGCGCGUGCGGCUCCCGGUGAACGUGCUGGUGCCCAGCCGGCCGCCGCGCAACCCCUAUGACCUGCACCCGGUGCGGGAGGGCCACUGCUACAAGCUGGUCAGCAUCAUCUCCAAGACGGUGGUGCUGGGGCUGGCGCUGCGCCGCGAGGGCCCGGCGCCGCUGCACUUCCUGCUGCUCACCGACACGCCGCGCUUCGCGCUACCGCAGGGCCUGCUGGCCGGGGACCCGCGUGUCGAGCGCCUGGUGCGUGACAGCGCCUCCUAUUGCCGCGAGCGCUUCGACCCCGACGAGUACUCGACCGCCGUGCGCGAAGCGCCCGCCGAGCUGGCGGAAGACUGCGCCAGCCCGCGCCGCGCGCGCCUCUGCCUGCCCGCGCCCGCGCGCGCCCUCGGGCCCGCCCGCGCCCCCGCCCCCGCCUCCGGCGCCGGCCCGCCCGGCGACGGCGACCAGGAGUACGUGAGUCCCGACUGGGCCAGCGCGCCCGACUCCGCCGCGCCGCCCGCCGAGAUCCCCUACGAGGAGCUGUGGACGCACCAGGCGGCCGAGGGCAGGACCCGGCCGCUCCCGGGGCCCGACCUCAUCUCCUUCGGGGCCGCCGGGCCGCCCCGCCUGGAGCCCGAGGCGGCCCCGCCUCCAGUGCCUCCCAAAUCCGAGGCGGUGAAGGAGGAGUGCCGCCUGCUCAAUGCCCCUCCUGUGCCCCCCCGAGGUGGCAGUGCCAAUGGCCGGCUCUCGGGCAGUCCCCCGGUGCCCCCACGCUUCCCCAAGCUGCAGCCUGUCCACUCCCCCAGCUCCAGCCUCUCCUACUACUCCUCUGGCCUCCAGGAUGGGGUGGGCUCCCGCAGUGGCAGUGGCUCUCCGUCACCGGAUACCUACUCCCUCUAUUGCUACCCGUGCACCUGGGGAGACUGCAAGGUGGGCGAGUCCCCCAGCCGCCCACCCCCGGGACCCCUGCCCUCGACGACGCAGCCCAGCCAGGCCUCCCGGGCCCUUGUAGAGCCCCUGAGCAGUGGAGCUGCCUCUCUCUGGGGGGCCGACACCCCGGUCAAGACCUACCACAGCUGCCCGCCUCCAUUCAAGCCCUCCUACCCCCAGAAACGCUUCACUCCCCUUGGAGCUCUGAACCCCUUUUCCGGGCCUGCCUACCCCACAGGCCCUUCCGCCGCCUCAUCUUCUGGGCCCACAGCCAGCUCAGGUCCCCUGGCUACCUCCAGCCCUGCUCAUUCCCCGGGCCCGGGCCCUCCAGGCCAGGCCUAUUCGGCUGCUGCCUCCUCCUCCUGUCCCAGCUCCUCCUCCUCUUCCUCUGAGCGGCAGGCACCGGCCCUGGAGCCCUCUGAUCCCUUUGAGCUGGGCCGGGGCAGUUCUCCAGAGCCGGAGCUGCUGCGCUGUCAGGAGCCCAGAGCUGUGAGGGCGCCUGGGCCUGGCCUUCUGCCACUUGGACCCCCCAAGGCCUUUGAGCCUGAAGGUUUGGUGCUGCGGCAGGUCCCCGCCCCCCUGUCCCCUGUGGCCCUGCAGGGUCCCGAAGCAGGCAGAGCACGACUCCUCCUCACCCAGGGGCGCCUAGAAGGGCCUCCGGCCAGUCCCCGGGAUGGGGCCACAGGCUGGGGCGGCCGGGAUGCCUCCUCCUGGCAGCCCCCCGCUGACCUGUCUGCACUCUCCCUGGAGGAGGUCUCGCGAAGUCUGCGUUUCAUCGGGCUCUCGGAGGACGUGGUGAGCUUCUUUGCCCGAGAGCGCAUUGAUGGCAGCAUCUUCGUGCAGCUCAGUGAGGACAUCUUGGCAGAUGACUUUCACCUCACCAAGCUGCAGGUCAAGAAGAUCAUGCAGUUCAUCAAAGGCUGGCGGCCCAAGAUCUGACUUCCCAGCUCAGGGCUGCACAACUGGAAUUUUGGCCCGGAGGCCCUGGGGGGCCAGCCCUGGGUCUGCAG